Molecule: messenger RNA, 1305 nt
Organism: Bombus pyrosoma
Lineage: Eukaryota; Metazoa; Arthropoda; Insecta; Hymenoptera; Apidae
Gene: Bug22
Product: cilia- and flagella-associated protein 20
Exons: 2
Coding region: 365-946 (193 amino acids)
Biological process (GO): cilium assembly; regulation of cilium beat frequency involved in ciliary motility; positive regulation of cell motility
Cellular component (GO): ciliary basal body; motile cilium
Source: RefSeq, a predicted model, not a curated record
AUCGAUUUUCGAUGUAGCUGUAAAUUUAACGGCAACAUUGAUCAAACACAAACGAUAUAGGUUAUGUUUAUCGCUAAAGUUAUUUAGCAAAUCAAAUUUCUCAAAGAAGAUGUCAAUUUAAACUAGAAAUGCUUUUGUUGAUUGAAUAAUGUUAAGUGUUAUGUGGAAAUCACCUUUCAACAAUAAAUCUAUUAAAAACAUGUAACUUUUUAGCGAACCUCAAGUCAUAAAAUGAAAGGUUAAGUUACAGAUAAAAACGAAAGCAUAAAAUUCAUUGAGAUCUCUGGACGCAUGUCUGUAAACAAGAAAUACGGUAGAAAGAAUUAUUUCUUAAAUUAACAAAGACAAAAAUAAGCAAGUGAACAUGUUUAAAAAUACAUUUCAAAGUGGAUUUUUGUCAAUAUUGUAUAGUAUUGGUAGCAAACCAUUACAAAUUUGGGAUAAAAAAGUAAGAAACGGACAUAUAAAACGAAUUACAGAUAAUGAUAUACAAAGUUUAGUAUUGGAAAUAUUGGGCAGCAAUGUUAGUACCACAUAUAUAACUUGUCCAGCAGAUCCCAGAAAAACUUUAGGUAUAAAAUUGCCAUUUCUAGUGAUGAUAAUUAAGAAUUUAAAGAAAUAUUUUACUUUUGAAGUCCAGGUUAUUGAUGACAAGAAUGUACGCCGUAGAUUUCGUGCUAGUAAUUAUCAAUCUACAACUAGAGUAAAACCAUUUAUUUGUACAAUGCCAAUGAGACUGGAUGAUGGAUGGAAUCAGAUUCAGUUUAAUUUAGCUGAUUUUACUAGACGUGCAUAUGGAACGAAUUAUGUGGAAACAUUAAGAGUUCAAAUCCAUGCAAACUGUAGAAUACGAAGAGUAUACUUUUCUGAUAGAUUAUAUUCUGAAGAUGAAUUACCAGCAGAAUUUAAAUUAUUUUUGCCAAUUCAAAAUAAGGCAAAAUGUUAAGUUAGUACUAAUUUCCUAACACUUUACAAAAAUGUUUAAGAAAAAACAAGAAUAAACAACAAAUAUUUAUAAAUUAAUCAAUUUCGUGAUUUUUAUUAAUAGUUCAUACUUAUUUAAUAAAUAUAUGUUUAAUACAUUAACAAAUUACCAUGUUACAACAAAAAUAACAUGUUUCAUUAAAUAUAUUUCAUUUUUGACAUAUGUAUAUUUCUGUUAAACAUUACAGUACAAAUCAUAUUAAAAGAUAUGUUUAUUAAGCAAUGAUGGCAUAAUGCGUGCAUAAGGUAAUUCCGUUUAUAUUUAAUUAAUGACCUUAAUUGUAUUUUUUAUUCAAUAAAAGGUAUGAGUUAAUUGGUUAA